Molecule: messenger RNA, 2553 nt
Organism: Aspergillus nomiae NRRL 13137
Lineage: Eukaryota; Fungi; Ascomycota; Eurotiomycetes; Eurotiales; Aspergillaceae
Product: MutS family protein MSH5
Exons: 16
Coding region: 1-2553 (850 amino acids)
Biological process (GO): mismatch repair; chiasma assembly
Cellular component (GO): nucleus
Molecular function (GO): ATP-dependent DNA damage sensor activity; mismatched DNA binding; ATP binding
Source: RefSeq, a predicted model, not a curated record
AUGCAAUCGGCUGGCACCGAGAUCCUUGAUAGCCGUUCGUUAAAUGAUCCAUUUCAUCGGUUCAAAGAUACUAAUCAAGCCCUAGUGGUCCUUCAGACUAAGCCUACUGCACUCCUACUUUCACCGCGAGUCUACUAUCUCUGUUCACAAGACACAGACGAGUGUGGGCAAAGAAACAGUAGUCAAUCUUACCUUCCUUAUCAGCUUGAUGUUCGUCCAUCCCAAGAAUUUAGCUACCUCAAUGCGAAGAACAAGCUAGUGGCAUUGGAGAUAUCUUCGGAGCACGAGCAACGCAUCAGGUUCCUCGUACCCCACAAUGGACUAAUUGAUACUGAGCAGAUGGACACUGAGAGUCUGGAUUUUACCUUACAGGAUGGCAGGUUCUUACACAUUCCCAGUUCGAUCGACAUGGAGAAUCAAGUGACGAUUGGCUGUGCAGGUGCCGUUCUCACUCACCUUCAAAGGCGAAGGGCAACGGGUAUGCCUGCUUCCAGUGAUGAGACUUCAUCAUACUUCCAGGUGCGCUCUGUCGAAAUGCUCAGCUUACAAGGAACCAUGUUUCUGAGUGGAAGGACAUUGUUAGCACUUCAAAUAAUGGAGUCGGAGUCCCAUCCAAGUAUGGUCAAUCAGGGACCAGGAAAAAAGUCAUCCUCCUCGAAGGAGGGUCUUUCGGUAUACGGUUUAUUCCAACGCUUUGCCUAUAGCCCGCAGGGACGACACCGACUUAAGCAGAUUUUCCUCCGCCCAAGUAUUGACAUAAAUGUCAUACGCGAACGCCAUGCUUUUAUUGGCGUAUAUUUACGGCCAGAUAAUUACAAUCCGCUAAACAAACUUACGAAGAGUCUCAAACAUAUUAAAAACCUCCGUCCCGUGAUGAUCAACCUUCGAAAAGGAAUAAGUACCGGAAGUGGGAAACUAACGGGCUUCAAGAGUACAGUAUGGGCCACAUUGCUAGCUUUUGCUUUCUACGGUAUUGAUAUUCAUGAUGCCCUCAAGGAAACUGCCUCCGGGAACGAACUGCCGUUGCUUCAGAAAGCUCUUUGGGUUUUGGAAGAGGCUCAGCUAUACAGAGUUGGACGGAUGAUCCAAGAGAUAGUCGAUAUUGAUAGCACUGAGGAGCAAGGUAGGACGGUGGUAAAGCCGGGGCUAGACAGGGAACUUGACAAGAUGAAAGACAGCUAUGAUGGUUUAAGCAGUUUGUUGAAGCAAGUUGCAAUAGAUAUUGCGAGUACCAUCCCGGAAAGCCUUGACAUUGAUGUGAAUGUGAUAUACUUCCCCCAGCUUGGCUUCAAUAUCGCAAUCCCGCUGAACGAUAGGGGCGAGGCAACCUUCACUGGCUCCGAUGAUGACUGGGAACUCAUUUUUGUCACAGAGAACCGGGCAUACUUUAAAGACUUUAGGAUGAGGGAGAUGGACGAGAAAUUGGGCGAUAUUUAUGGGCUAAUAUGUGAAAAAGAGAUUGAGAUUGUCUAUGAGCUAGCACAAAAAGUGCUUCAAUAUGAGAAAGUGCUUCUUGAGGCGUCAGAUAUAUGUGGUCACAUUGACAGCCUUCUUGCCAUGUCACAGGCAGCAAGUUUCUAUAGCUUGACCCGCCCCAAAUUGGUGCGCGAGAAUGUAAUCAGCAUCAAAGGAGGCCGUCAUAUUCUCCAAGAAUUGACUGUCUCAUCAUAUGUGCCGAACGAUACCCUGUUAGUUGGAGGGAAGCUGGGUGCAUGGGCUCCAUGUUCUUCAUCAAAAUCCCAAACAGCUCUCGAAACAUGGGGGAAUCCAAACAUGUUGCUAUUAACAGGCCCGAAUUACUCCGGAAAGAGCAUUUAUAUGAAGCAGGUUGCUUUAAUCAUUUAUUUGGCACAAGUGGGAAGUAGCUUCGUUCCAGCCGAAAGUGUCGAAAUGGGGAUAACAGAUAAGAUACUCGUCAAAUCUAAUAGCCAAGAUAGUGUCUCCCAGAUCCAGAGCACAUUUAUGAACGAUCUGCAACAAGUAUCGUUUGACUUAAAGCAGAUGACCGAACGCAGCCUGUUGAUAAUAGAUGAGUUUGGCAAGGGUACCAGCGAGAGCGAUGGUAUCGGGUUAAUCUGCGGGAUUCUUAACCACUUACUUAUAGCCGAGAAUGCGCCGAAGGUUAUUGCUGCAACACAUUUCCAUGAGAUACUCGAGAAUGAGUUUCUCAAGCCAGGACCCCGGCUGCUGCUCGGUCAUAUGGAGGUUCAGGUUUGCGAAGAAUCCUGCAAAGCGGAAGAUCAAAUCACAUAUCUAUAUAACUUCCGCCUAGGCCGGAGCGAUAAGAGCUAUGGACCAAUUUGUGCGGCACUGAACGGAAUCAACGAGACGAUCGUAGAACGGGCAAAUGAGCUGGCAUCUCUCGCUGUUCGUGGAGAAAACCUGACAGCCGCUUGUGCCAUGUUGUCAGCGGAGGAAAUGCACGCUUUGGAAGAAGCGGACAUGCUUGCGAGAAGAUUUCUAGGUUUAGACCUGUCAACGGAAGGGAGCGACGAAGCUGUGAGUGAUAUGCUAAACAUGCUUGUCGGAGAAACCAAAAAUUGGGGGGUAUAA